AUGGUGGCAUCGGAGCCGGAGGCGCCCGUGGCGGCGGGCGGAGGCGGAACCAAUCCCGCCGCCGCCACGCGCAAGAGGAGCGGCCGGCUCGCGCGGGUGCUCGCCCACGCGCUCCUCGAGUGGAUCCUCAUCGCGCUGCUCCUCGCCAACGGCGUCUUCUCCCACCUCAUCGCGAAAUUCGCCGCCCUCUGCGGCCUGCCGCCGCCGUGCGCGCUCUGCUCCCGCCUCGGCGUCGACGGCCUCUUCUCCAGCUCCGCCCGACGCCGCGGCGGCGGCGCCGAGCACCUGCGCCGCGUGGUCUGCGACGCGCACGCCGCCGAGAUGUCGCGGCUCGGCUACUGCCGCGCGCACCGCCGGCUCGCGGACGCCGCCGACAUGUGCGAGGACUGCGGGGCGGCGGCGGCUUCCGGGAAGGAGCUGCUGUCGUGGAUGAGGCGGAGCGAGCUCGGCGAGCGGGACCUCGCCUUCGCCUGCGCCUGCUGCGGCGUCGCGCUCGAGAGCGGCUUCUACUCGCCGCCCUUCCUGCUCCCCAGGUCGGCGUCAGGCGACCUGGGCUGCGGCCACAAGCAGGACGAUACCAUGGCGUGUCUACACGGAGAUGUGGUCUUCGUGGCCGAGGACGGUCCUGUCAUCGAGCUUUUCGAUGAGAAGCCAUUGGUGGAUGACCAUGAUUCUGCUGGUGUCAUGCCAGCUCAUUCUGCUGGCAUUGCUGCCAAUGCUGAGCGUCUGGUGCCUCUUGAAUCCACCGACCCGCUGGCCACCUGUGUGGCUGCUGUGCCAUCUGAAUCCAGUGAGGAAGCAUUGGAUCAUGAGACCUCGGAGCCAGACUAUGCGGCGCCGGAGGACGAGGUUAAUGCCAAUGAGGAGCAAUCUGUGGUUGCCUCUGAUGAUGAUGACAAGGUGGAUGAUAUGGUUGAUCGGUCGACUGAUGGGGAGAUUGGUGCCCUGGGCGUCUCGGUUGCUAGUAUGGCGCAUGAACUCAACUGUGAAACAAAUGCAGGAGAAACUCCGGAGAGCUUAGCUGAUCACCACUCUCCUCAGGGGAACAAUGGAGUGGAGGUCAAGUAUCAGGGUAUAUCAAUUGUGGAUGAAAUGUCAGAGGAUGAUGAGCAAGUUGAACAGGGGGCUGCUAAACAUGAAUUAUUUUCCAUGCAGUCUGAUACCAGGGGGCAGGGAUUUGUUGAUGACAAAUCUGAUGAAAAUACUGAAGCGGUGCCAGCUCAACAAGCUGAUAUAAAGAAUGAAUGGGACGCUAUGCCAGUGGAAUGUGGGUCCUUUGACUCUGAGGCUUCGAAUGAGAACACUGAGGCGAAACAUGUCGAUGAGGAAUUUGAAGAUGAGAUAAUUGCACAGGUUGAGUCACAACCAGAAUUGGACUCUGCGGCACUAGAUUCCUGGGAACAAGUUACUGAGACUUCGGGCAAAGAUGAUAUUGAAGUUGAUCCAACUGAGGCUUUUCUACCAAGCUUGCACCAGCUUUCUGAUGGACACUCAAUAAGUUCAGACAAAUCAUCACCUGACUGCAGUGAUGUUGAAGAUAAGAGAGUUCCUGAUACGCCAACCGAUGUUGAAGGCAUCAGUUAUUUGCAGGAAUUGCCGGAGCCCCCUAAAGCAGUGAUCUCUGUUACCAAGUCUGUUGAUUCAAGUGUUGCUACUAUGUCUACCGAUCUGGAAAGUGUUGAACUGGUGACUGUUGACCAACUAAAGUCUGCUUUGGAAGCUGCGCACAAAUCAUUGGGCACACUAUAUGCAGAACUUGAAAAUGAGAGGAGUGCAGCAGCUAUAGCUGCUGAUGAGACCAUGGCAAUGAUAAAUCGGUUGCAAGAACAGAAAGCUGCAAUGCAGAUGGAGGCGAUGCAGUACCAGCGGCUUAUGGAAGAGCAGUCAGAGUAUGAUCAGGAAGCACUGCAGAGGCUGAACGGUCUAGUUGUAAAGAGAGAUAAGGAGAGGCAAGAUAUGGAGAGAGAGCUCGAACUAUAUCGCCACAAGAUUCAUCUCUAUGAGGCGAAGGAGAGGAGGAAAAUGUCCAGGCACAAGGCUGAUGACCAGAAUGGAUCAUCCUCAGCAUCAUCAAGUGCUGAGGACAGUGAUGAUCUUUCCCAAAGUUUCUAUGAGGGUGAUGAAUCUACCCAUGGUCUUAAUGGAAGCAAUGGCAGUGCUGAUGUUUUACAUGAAACUGCUAGUCAUAUAGUUACAAUUGAUGGCUCUCUAGCUGAUUGUGAGGAAGAGAGGCUCUCCAUACUGGAACAGCUUAAAGUACUAGAGGAGAGGCUUUUUGACCUUGAAGAUGAAGAAUCUGAUAACAUGAAGAUGGACAAGCUUUUCUCAGAAGGUAACCAGUUAAAUGAUGCCUCAAAUGGUUUCUCUGAUGACGAUAUCAACCUCAAGCUUCAUGAGAGUAGAAGAAGCGCAAGCUACAGUCGAAAGAAGCUCCUCCCUCUAUUUGAUGAUGCUACUGUGCAAAAUGGUAAUGGCAUCCUAACAAAGCAAUAUACCGAAGCAGAUCCUUCUGCAGAAGCCGUGCUGGAACUUGCUAAAGAGCAAGAUAAACUCGCGAUUGCCAGUGAAAUCAAUCAAGUCCAUGAGCGCUUGCAUGCUCUGGAGUCAGAUAAGGAGUUCAUAAAACAGUGUGUGAGGUCUUUGAAUAAAGGAGGCAAAGGGUUUGUUCUUCUUCAGGAGAUCUUGCAGCAUCUUCGUGACCUCAGGAGGAUUGAGCAGCGUGCAAGGAACUCUGGAGAACUUUCGCCCCAUUAUGUGCAUCCUUACACGGAUUAAAGAUCAGCACCAGAGCUGUGCGAUCAUGUUCGGCGACAAUGCAUCAAGAUGGAAAUGCCACCAGCCAGAAAAAAAAAGAAGCUUGUCGACUAGCUAGGGCUAUAGUCAUGCCAGAAGUUGGGCUUGUCUCAGGAGGAGAAGGAGCUCCUCGUUCUACAGUUGGUUCGGCAUCGCCAUCGGAAUUCGGAAGGCGGAUCAUGCUGCAAAUCUACCUUGUAAGGUUUUUUGUUUGUGGACCACUCCUCACGUUGUGUCCCUUAAAUUUCGAUUUUGAUGGGGAGUUCCAAACUUUUGCGCAAUGGUGAUAGGGUUGGUGAGCUGCCCACCCCCCCAUGAGGUGUGUUUCGUAGCAGAAAUCAUGGCUUUUGAGAGAGCUUGCAUUAAUUAAACAUGGAACGGGCCGCCGCCAGCUCUGGUGCCAGGUAUAGGGUGGAUAUAAAAGAAAGUUUUUAAAAGAAUUGUUAGUCUAAGUGGGCUUCUUCUUUUAGUUCUUUUUUAAUUCCCCCUGUACAUUUUCUAGAUAGAAUGUAAUGCUUUUGGCUUCUGGAA
Lolium rigidum is the source of this 3324-nucleotide messenger RNA. Its product is annotated as myosin-binding protein 3-like. The record is from RefSeq and is a predicted model, not a curated record. The transcript has 4 exons. NCBI's taxonomy places the organism in Eukaryota, Viridiplantae, Streptophyta, Magnoliopsida, Poales, Poaceae. Bases 1 to 2775 code for a protein of 924 amino acids. Gene Ontology annotation, molecular function: myosin binding.